AUGGCCAGUGAGAGCGAUAUGCGGCGUCAUUCACUGCUCGAUACUCUCUCUGCGCCCGCCCCAAAGCAGCCGCCGACAUUCAACUCCGGGUCCACCGCCGACCUGCCCGCUCUAACAACGGUAGCAGAAGAUUCGACAUCCCCAAACAUUCCCAAUUCCUCGGCCGACCUUCCCCGAGAUAGCAUAUCCGUGGCGUCUACCCAUGGCGUCCCUUCCAUAGUCGAACCCGUCGAUGGGCCCGCGUCGGUCGCUGGCUCCGACCACUCUCACAAACGCCGACGCUUUUCGAUGCUGAGGUUUCGUAACGCGUCAGACUCUCAGCUGGCUGCGAAGGCGAAACUCCAUGCCGCGGCGCAGAAACCCCCACCAGUACCGCGCCCUCCGGAAAUCAUCACGACAGCCCCGACUUUCAAUACUGUCGGGCCUCGAAAGAAGACGUCUCGGAUGAAUUUUGGGCGACUACGUCGAUCUGGCGAACUUUCUCGGACGGAUGAGGCGAACGAGGCGAACGAGGCGAACGGCAGGCCCGUCGGCCACGAGCGGAUAUCUAGGGUCCCUGAACAUAGUGUGUCGUUUGACGAACCGAAUCGCCCGUCGUUCUCGCACGCCCACGGGCCGCCACCAUAUGGAGAUGAGCGCUCGUCGGCAUUGGCACUGCCUCCCAACAGGCUGUCCGAGUCUUCGAGGUCGGAUGCCAGUUCGGGGGACAGGGUCUAUGGCACUACCACGACGACUACCCACACAGUUCACACCACAACCACCUUUUUUAGACUUCCGCGCAGGAAACCCAAGCAGCCGACGCCCUUGUUUCCUAUCGCACACCUCCAACCAAAGAGCAAGCCAUCCUUCGCAGAGGACUCAAAUCUCUCUAACUCGUCUUUCGCCGCAUCGGACCGGUCUGGCGCCAAUGCCUCACGGGGCAGCCAAUUCACUCCGACGCAGUCAAGGGCGCCGUCGAGGAACGGGGUGACGACACCACCUCCCACGAAUCCAGGGGCCGCAAUGUUGGGAAGGCCGGCCGCAUCCCCGGCUACGGCCCUCUUCCGGCCCAGCUCCCGGCAAUCUGGGCAAUCUUCACCAACCCGGAGCUAUAUACAUCGAAGGGGUAGGUCCUCGACCAUGAGCUCGUUGGGAAGGAAUUCCCCACGGGAUUCAGUAGAGGAUCACUUAGCUCCUCCGACCACAAGGACCUCGAUAUCGACGGGCCGAAAGAGCUUCAGCGAUCUUCUUGGUCUCGGCCGGCUACGCCAGGGCUCGGACAUGGCGGCAUCUCGGCAAGGCACAUUGACCCCUAUGACGCCAGGCUCUAGCACAUCCAAAAACAACUCUCUGCAACUUCCUCGCGGGUCCGUUAAUCUUCCGGAGCGCCGAGAGGAUGACACGCCGGCGAAAUACCUUGAACGUCUCCUCGAUGUUGUUAGCAGGAGCGUAGUGGCAGCUGCCCUCUCGAAGAACAACGACCCAUUUUCGCAGUCCGUAUUGCGGAGUUAUAUGCGGGGCUUCUUGUUCUUUGGUGACCCAAUGGACAUGGCGCUGAGAAAGCUUCUGAUGGAAGCAGAGUUGCCAAAGGAGACGCAACAGAUCGACCGUUUCGUACAGGCGUUUGCGAACCGGUACCACGAAUGCAACCCCGGGAUCUACUCAUCGCCAGAUCAAGCUUACUUCAUCGCUUUCUCUCUCCUCAUCCUCCACACCGAUGUGUUCAACAAAAACAACAAGCACAAGAUGCAGAAGGCCGAUUACCUGAAGAACACGCACGGGGAGGGCAUCUUCGAUGACAUCCUGGAGGUUUUUUACGACAACAUCACUUACACCCCAUUCAUCCACGUUGAGGAUGAUUUGGAUAUCAACGGCGAACGGAUAAUUGCGCAGAAAGCGCGCAAGAAGUCCAUAUUUCCACACGCCGUUCCGGAUCCCGCCAAAAGAGUGGCGAAGGAGCCGGUUGAUCCCUACACGCUUAUCAUCGAUCAUAAGUUGGACUUGCUCCGGCCCAAUCUGAAGGACGUGAUGCAAUUGGAUGACCCAUACGGCUACCUGGGGACUGUCAAGGCCCUUAACAUGAAGGAACUCCAGAGAACUUUUUUCAAGACCGGUGUGUUGCAGAUAGUUUCGGCAAGGUCACGUCCUGACGCUUUCAUGACGGAAAAGACGGUUACGAACCCGGAGCAAGCCCACCCUGGCAUCGUGGACAUCAAGAUCACCAAGGUCGGCUUGCUGUGGCGGAAGGAUGCUAAGAAGAAGAAGACAAGAUCACCAUGGCAAGAGUGGGGUGCCAUCCUUACCGGUGCUCACCUCUACUUCUUCCGCAACACCACGUGGAUUAAGCAGUUGAUGCACCAACAGAGAGAUCACCUUAAGAAGGGCCACGAUAGCGACCCGUGCAUCUUCAAGCCGCCCCUGGAUCAGUUCAAGCCCGAUGUUCUAAUCUCGACAGACGGCGCGGUGGCCUUGCUGGAUUCUAGUUACAACAAGCACAAGCACGCAUUCGUGUAUGUCAGGCAUGGCGGGCUUGAGGAGGUUCUCCUAGCCGAGGACGAGGACGAGAUGAACGACUGGCUCGCCAAGCUCAACUACGCCGCCGCAUUCAGGACGUCUGGCGUUCGGAUGCGAGGCGUCAUAGGAGGCAACUACGACGGGCAAAGCCGGCGCGCAAUCAGGGGAUCCGGGAGUGGCGACGUUCAGGUCAUCCAGACUCCCUCGGGCGAAGUGACGGUGACCCGCAGUCGGAUCGACCACCAGAUGGCUCAGGAUAUUCUGGCCGCCCGGCGAGAUUUCAUGCGCCAGAAGAUCAUCGAUGCCGACGAGAAGCUGAAGGAAGUCGAGGCAGUUCUCGAGUCUCAGCUUCGCAACUCGCGGCAUCUUCAAAUACUCGCCCCGAUAUCGCCCAAGACACGAGACCAGAUGUUGCUUUCAGCGGCACGCAUGGCGGCACAACUCAAAUGGACGCGCAUGGAGAUCUGGAAGUUGAAAUGCCAUCGCGAUGUUUUGCAGCUUGAUAUGGAGGAAGAACGUCAACUUCUCGGUCUUCCGCCAGACACGAAAAUGGAUGGCCCGGCUAAGACUCUCACCCGGGAAGAGUCCAAGCUCAGCCAGCUCUCUGCUUCUCAAAAGAGCCUACGAUCCCCAGAACAACUGUCCUUGACAAGGUCAUCCUCCGUCGCUGCGAGGUCAGAAGAUGGCUCUUCCCCGGUGACCGAGGUCUUUCAAACACCACCUACUAGUGCGAGCGUCAGCCAAGAAGAUUCAUGGGUUUCACCAGGCGCCGCAUCCGAUCACCGUGGCCCGAGGAAGACAUCGGUCUCGACCGCGAUUGGAUCGGAUGCGUCCAUCCCCGGGACGCCGUCAAACAACGAGGCUGGGCCAUCCACCUCCCCGAAGAAGCGCGAUUUCGAAGAGUCGGAUGACGUGGAUGCUGGCGAGCGGGGCCUGUUGGAACAAGCCGGGCUUCUCGAGCCCGAAACAUCACGUUCAUCGGACCACCGGAGCACCAACGAGAACGUGGACGGGGAGGAGACCCCCGAGCGUCGUGAGCGCCCCUCCAGCGGCACUCCCGCCGACCGAAGCGAGAGGAGCAAGAUUCGCCGCAGUCUACAACGCACGCUCCGGGAAAGCGCUGGCCACAUCUCGCAUCACCGGCAUCGCAGGGCCAAGGACUCAACCUCGAAUGCCACGUUGUCUGACGACGCGAACCGGGAUGCCCCCGAUGUCCUACCUCGGGGGACCGGAUCAUUUGUGGUGCACGGGAAGAAGGCUUCGGUGAUCACUUUUGGCAACGAGCUUCAGAUGCAGAGCCUCGCGGCCGAGGAACGUAUCCGCCAGCGGCUGCACCGGGACGAUUCAUCCAGCAGCCGCACUGGUGUAACAGAAGGCACUGAUUUCCAGUCCAUCUUGUCUGCGCGGUCCAUGAGGGAUCGCGAGCAUCGCGGGUCCGCCGCCAGUGCAAGCACCGCCACGGCAAAGAGUUUCAGGGAGCUGCAUAGGAAAUACUCUUCCGCCGCCAGGGGCAUGAAUGGUAACCUUGCGUUGCCGUCUGAUGAGGACAGCGACGCGGCGGUCAGUUUCUCUGAUGGGCACCGCACGCCUCUCCCGCCUAUUGACGGCGAGGAGGAGCAAGAACGGGAGCUGGGGAACAAUGCCAACGGAGACACGGACGGUGUCGAGUAUUUCGAGCUCAGCCCGCCGCCCAGUCGCGAGGGCCGCAACACGGUGUUCUUUACUCCCGAGCCACCGUCGUCGCCGGCCAUCGAGGCGUCAAAGGGGAAAGAAGUGGAGGUGGAGCACAACGACAUCGCCGAAGGCAGCGAUCGGCUCCCGAGCCCGCCAUUGCAGGCCGUUGGUGCCUAA
This is a messenger RNA of Chaetomium globosum CBS 148.51, 4344 nucleotides long. RefSeq lists its product as uncharacterized. Gene Ontology annotation, biological process: regulation of ARF protein signal transduction. The record is from RefSeq and is a predicted model, not a curated record. Gene Ontology annotation, molecular function: guanyl-nucleotide exchange factor activity. Bases 1 to 4344 code for a protein of 1447 amino acids. The transcript has 2 exons. Lineage: Eukaryota; Fungi; Ascomycota; Sordariomycetes; Sordariales; Chaetomiaceae.